GGGAGCAAGCCAACAAUUAGCCACGCCUACCGUUCACUGCCACUGGGAAAGUUUUCUGAAGUCCCGUUGAUGUCCGCAUUUAUCCCAGUUUUUCUGGAUUAAUGCUGAAUUUCUGGUGGAUUUUAUUCUGAUGGUGGAAUAAGAGGGAAGCAUGGUGGUGAAUUCCGUGCACUGGUUCCGCAAAGGUCUUCGGCUGCAUGAUAAUCCGGCACUGCAAGAGGCCCUUAGCGGAGCGGACACGGUACGCUGUGUUUAUGUCCUGGACCCUUGGUUCGCCGGAGCCGCUAACGUCGGGAUCAACAGAUGGAGGUUUCUGCUGGAGUCUCUGGAGGACUUGGACAACAGUCUGAAGAAGCUCAACUCGAGGCUGUUUGUGGUCAGAGGUCAGCCGACCGAGGUCUUCCCGAGGCUCUUUAAGGAAUGGAAUGUGACCCGGCUGACGUUCGAAUACGACCCGGAGCCCUACGGGAAGGAGAGGGACGGCGCCAUCAUCAAGAUGGCCCAGGAGUUUGGAGUGGAGACGGUGGUCAGGAACUCGCACACCCUCUACAACCUGGACAGGAUAAUCGAGAUGAACAACAACAACCCGCCUCUGACCUUUAAGCGCUUUCAGACCAUUGUGAGCCGACUGGAGUUGCCUAGGAGACCUCUGGCUUCUGUCAGCCAGCAACAGAUGAACCAAUGCCUCGGCAAAAUCUCCGACAACCACGACCAGCUGUACAGUAUACCUUCACUGGAGGAGCUAGGUUUCAGGACGGAGGGGUUACCUCCAGCUGUGUGGCGCGGAGGAGAGUCGGAGGCUUUGGACCGACUGAGCAGAUACCUGGACAAAAACGUGUGGGUGGCCAACACUCGGGUGAAGACUUGCUCUCUGUAUGCCAGCCCCACAGGCCUCAGCCCCUACCUGCGCUUCGGCUGCCUGUCCUGCAGGAUGCUAUACUACAACCUCAGAGAGAUCUACAUGAAGCUCUGUAAGCGGAGCAGUCCUCCUCUGUCGCUCUACGGCCAGCUCCUAUGGAGGGAGUUCUUCUACACCGCCGCCACCAACAACCCAAACUUUGACCGCAUGGAGGGAAACCCCAUCUGCGUGCAGAUCCCAUGGGACCAGAACCCAGAGGCACUGGCCAAGUGGGCCGAGGGACGGACUGGCUUCCCCUGGAUCGACGCCAUCAUGACUCAGCUGAGGCAGGAGGGCUGGAUCCACCACCGGGCGCGGCACGCCGUGGCCUGCUUCCUCACCAGAGGCGACCUGUGGAUCAGCUGGGAGAGCGGGAUGAAGGUGUUUGAGGAGCUGCUGCUGGACGCCGACUGGAGCGUGAACGGCGGCAGCUGGAUGUGGCUGUCCUGCAGCGCCUUCUUCCAGCAGUUCUUUCACUGCUACUGUCCCGUGGGCUUCGGGAGGAGGACCGACCCAUCAGGAGACUACAUCAGGCGUUACAUUCCCAUCCUGAAGGACUUUCCGAACCGCUACAUCUACGAGCCGUGGAACGCCCCAGAGUCUCUGCAGAAGGCGGCGAACUGCGUGGUGGGAGUGGAUUACCCCAAACCGAUGAUAAACCACGCAGAAGGCAGCCGGCUCAACAUCGAGCGCAUGAAGCAAGUUUACCAGCAGCUGUCCCAUUACAGGGGACUCAGCCUACUAGCGUCGGUACCGACGAUCCAGGAGGAAGCAGAGCCGCCGAUGACAGACGAGUCUCAGACCAGCAGCGGACCCGAUUCUCCUCCCAGAGUUCUCGCCGACAUCGAAGCAGCCGUCUGCCUGAUGGCUCCAGAUUCCUCCACUUCGGCUCCGGACCAGGACAACGUGUCGCUCCAUCGGGUGUUCCAGGAUCACUGCACCUCCUCGGGCUGGCCGUCCUCUCCUGCCUCCAGUCCGCCACAAAGCCCCGCACCUCGAUCCAAACCCGGAUCUCCCUCCUCCUCCUGCCCCUCACCGUCCGCCAGUCCGUCCUCGCUGCCCCCGAGAAGGAAAGGCAUCGCCCACAAGGGCCGGCGAAGCCAAAGACGGAGAGAACGUCCGUCCUGCCCGAUGGCGAAGGAAGAGGAUGAGGAGGAGAGGAUGCAGGAGGAGGUGGAUGAAGAGAGGAUGGAGGAGGAGACGGCAGCAGCAGCGCAGCAGUGAUAUUAAGUGGACAGACAAGGGGCGGUUUCUGAGAACAAUCUGUAUAUUUCCUCCAUCCAGUUGGAAACUAAGGAACGUUCCUUUGGAUCUGGAGGCACAUGAUGCAACGAAUGGAAGAGGAGCAGCACAUUUAAACCCCAGUUAACCCAAAUCAAGACAGAAACUGCA
Xiphophorus couchianus (Monterrey platyfish) is the source of this 2290-nucleotide messenger RNA. RefSeq names its product cryptochrome circadian regulator 2 (gene cry2). The transcript has 13 exons. Gene Ontology annotation, biological process: circadian regulation of gene expression; entrainment of circadian clock by photoperiod; negative regulation of DNA-templated transcription. Gene Ontology annotation, cellular component: nucleus; cytoplasm. The record is from RefSeq and is a predicted model, not a curated record. NCBI's taxonomy places the organism in Eukaryota, Metazoa, Chordata, Actinopteri, Cyprinodontiformes, Poeciliidae. Gene Ontology annotation, molecular function: DNA binding; FAD binding. Bases 152 to 2122 code for a protein of 656 amino acids.